UACACUGUUGAGCCUUCUGACUAUCACCAGGAUGCUGUUCCUACCUUUAGAAAGAAGUUAUUUUGUUUCUCAGUUCAAUUCGACAUAUGACCGAGCAGACUUUUGGAAAGGUGUGCUUCCGUUCUGAUUGCAUUAAGAAGUACCCAGUGAUAUCUUCCAUCAACCGCCCGAAAGUUGCUGGGAAAAGUCUGUCCAAUGGAGCCCCGUGAAGCGAACUAUACCUCACAGACAGUAUGGGUAGUGGAGGACCAGGAGGAGGAUGUACCGGAGGACCCAGAGGUACUUGUCCUCCGUUUGAUCUACCUAAUAGUCACAAAAUACUCAUGGAUCGUCAUAGUUCCUAUUGGACUUUUCGGAAACGUGAUGGCGAUAAUUGUAACCCUACAAAAGGACAACCGACGAAUAUCAACUUGUAACUAUAUGACUGCUCUUGCCUUGGCCGAUUCUAAUACUCUCCUCGUGCUCGCGUGGGGGAUGGUUUUGAUGAGUUGGAGGACGGAUCCUCCCACUGAGUUUGCCAUGCAGAUGAACUGGUACCAAGGCUAUGCUAGCGCCGUUCUCUCGGGAUUCUGCCUGGCCGAGAUGACCAUCGACCGAUUGAUCGUGGUGAGGUUCCCAAUGGCGGCGCCCAGACUCUGCACGACGAGACGCGCCUGUGUCACCAUACUCGUAACAUUUGCGGUGGUUUUCGGCCUGAACCUCUACAUAUUUUUCAGCUAUGUGUACGAAUUUAAUGAAGAGACGGGUGAAGGCCUUUUAAAGAUGUCUGUGCCACACGCCCCUGAGUUAGAAACCCUCGGCAAUACCGCACAACUGGCAAUCGGGACAAUCCUCCCGUUCUGUAUCAUCGUGACGUGCAAUAUCUGGAUCAUAGUUGUUUUACGCAAUGCCUCUAAGAGCAGAGAGAUCAUGGGGGUCAGCAAGGACGGUCAAAAGGCCCGAGAAAAAGAGACCACGCACUUGACAAGGAUGUUAAUUCUCGUCAGUAUUGCCUACGUCGUGACGUCAAUUCCGUUCAGAUUGUGGGAAGUCUCAAUGAGCAUCCAUGAAGUCAAUAAACAAUACGACAUGAAUGAGGAAUACUGGAAGUUACGAUUCUAUUGCCAGCAUUUUAUCAUCUUGCAGUUCUGGGAGUUAAAUUAUGCCAUUAAUUUCUACCUUUAUUGUAUAGGGGGCGGUAAGAAGUAUCGAGAUGACAUUAGGAACAGGUUGGGAAAGGUCUUUCUCUGUUUAUCCCCGAAAUCGUUUGGAGAACGUCGUCAAUAGUCGAUGUUAGAGAACGAGAUAUCCAAGGUUUACUCAUGGUUGAGGAUGUACCUGGCAUUGUAUGCAAUCUAUUCGAUGGCCUUUACCUGAUACUCUCCCGUGCCUCUAAGGUUGUUCAAUAUAUAAAGAUGUGACAAGGCAAUAUUUGGAUUGAUUCAUACUGACAAAAUGGCCACCAGGCGGCCAUCUUGAAUGAGAGAUGUGCCAUUAUUGAACAGGGCCUAUCCAUGAUCGCGCGUGUCUGCCAAAUACAAGGCAUUAGACAGGUUUCGUAAGUGAACAAUCCUACAAUGGAAUCAAAACAGGAAAUCUCAGUUUUUCAACGACCAAAUAAACCUACGCUAUCAGAUAUCUAAACAGCCAAUUAUGACUUUUAACCAUAAAAUUCAGUGCAACAUGUCCACUAAUUUUCUAAAAGUCAUAAAAAUGUCAUACCACAGAAUAAUAAAUUUUGUGCAAGAGCGACAAAAUACCAUUCCGCACUGGUAACAUUACAAACUCCCAACGAAACACAAGUUAUCAGGCACGAAAAUGGCAUUGACGACCGCCUCAUACACAGACAAAGAUCUAUUAUAAGCGGGGUUGGAUUAACGACAAACCCUGUCAUUAAGAAAUUAAUCACCCAAUCACGAAAGUGUUGAAAAAUUAGAUAUCUAAUCAACAAAUUGUAAUUAAAAUCAAG
Molecule: messenger RNA, 1948 nt
Organism: Lineus longissimus
Lineage: Eukaryota; Metazoa; Nemertea; Pilidiophora; Heteronemertea; Lineidae
Product: mu-type opioid receptor-like
Exons: 3
Coding region: 196-1266 (356 amino acids)
Biological process (GO): G protein-coupled receptor signaling pathway
Cellular component (GO): plasma membrane
Molecular function (GO): G protein-coupled receptor activity
Source: RefSeq, a predicted model, not a curated record